GACAAAUAAGAGAGAGAGUGACGUGGAGGGAGAGAAGGGAAGAGAAUCCUUUUGUGUGCUUAACAAGAUUAGACCGGAGCUAGAGGGAAUAACACAAUGAACAAUUUAGAUGCGCCAAACGAGCACCACAUAGUAUCCGCUCGAUACUGAAAAUUUUCCAGGAAACGCUUACAAAACUGUACCGGCCCGUCAUUUAUCCUAACAACAAAGGAGAGUAGACAGUAGUGAAAAGCGCGGGAAAAUAUGAAAACGACAGCUUGGGAGUGGCCCAAAAUUAGGGUUUUCAAUUUUGACUUUUGAGAUAGAGAUUGGGAAGUUUUUUGUGGAGCCUGCAAACAGUUGAUCCAAGUCCAUGGAUAGAGAUGGCAACGGACGGGGAAGUUGUGCAAUGGGCGCCUUCGGAAGCAUCGAUGUGAGCCGUUUUAAUGAUUCGACAGCGGUGGAUCUGAAAGGUCAGGUCCAUCAGCUCCCGUGCUGCAUCAAGUACGAUGGACCUUCUUCUGUUUCCCACUACUUCAAACCCAAAUCCACAGGGAUUGAGGUAGAUGGUCUGACGAUGGAGGAAGCUUACUUCAGGGGAAGGAAGUUGCAAGGCACCACUGUUCACCUUCCUCAAGGCUAUUCUGGCUUUGUUAUAGGAAAGAAGAGUCUGGGAAAAAGAAAAGCCUCUGAUCAAUCUGAAGAAAUCUCAAAUUCUUGGGAGAUGAAGGCAAAGUUUCAAAGUAUAACCUUUUGGAAUCAUGACAGCCUUCCAUCGCAAGAUGACGUUUUCGUUCGUUCCUUUCACUGGUUGACUGUCACAAAAGCUCUGCAUCAGUCAGUGACACCUGAAGACUUGGAAUCUGCUUCUAAUUCACAACAGGCAAAGUAAUAGGCUGAGGUUUGUGGGAAGCUUCUUGUUAUCUUAUUUCAAAACUGCAAUGCCUGGCUCUUGCUUUGGCACAAAACCUUCUCCCUUUGUGCCCACACGAUCAUUUGCAAUCCGAAGACUUUCUCUGCUGCGUUUCAAUGCCUUGGCUAAAUAUUGAGGUUAGAUAGUUUGAAUUUCGCAUCAUAACUUUUGCUUCAUACACCACCCAUCUCCUGAGGUCUUAUUUUUCUGAUUGUGUACUCGUAAAAGAUUUAUUAGAUGUAUUGUUCUAAUGGGUCCAUUGUUUUAUAAUUGCAUGGCCCUACUGAGUGAAAAAAGUGCGUAAAAAUUGUUAGCUUGUGUAACAUUUGUUCUUGGGACGUUAUUUUUAUGACCUCUCUCUCUCUC
Rhododendron vialii is the source of this 1258-nucleotide messenger RNA. RefSeq lists its product as uncharacterized. The record is from RefSeq and is a predicted model, not a curated record. The coding region runs from base 353 to 871 and encodes 172 amino acids. The transcript has 4 exons. Gene Ontology annotation, biological process: RNA catabolic process. Gene Ontology annotation, cellular component: ribonuclease H2 complex. Lineage: Eukaryota; Viridiplantae; Streptophyta; Magnoliopsida; Ericales; Ericaceae.